UGGUUACGGGUAUUUUCAUAGCUUUGUAUUUGUAUUUGGUACAACACUGAUAAGAUUUAAAUACUUUAGUUUAACUUGUUAUACCGAUAAGAAGUUAACUAUUUAUUGACCAUUUCCGCCCUCGAUCAGUUAACUUAAUCCACCGACUUACAAUUUAAGUUUGGAAUUAGAAGAAAAAAUCGAAAAACAGUUGACUAAAAUGUUGACAAAAUUAGCUCUCCUAACUCUGAUAUCUCUGGCAAUUGUCAAUGGAAAAACGACGAAUAGACAACACUGGAAGAAAAUAGGAAAAGAUGUCAAAUGUAAGGAAGGUCUCAACAAUCUGGACUUGGCUUCGGAGCUUCUGGAUUUGCUAAAUAACAAGCAAUGCCCAAUGAUCAAUCUGCAGUGCGUGGCAGCCUACAACAACCCCUAUGUGAAUCUGCCCCUGUUCCAGAUGCAGACCUCAGACCCCCAGGACGCACAGUUCGUAAUUGAGGUAUUGUGCUACAAAGGCCCUGGUCAGUUGAAAAACAGCAAUGGCAACACCAGUUUCCUCGAGUUCGUGGCCGACACUGAGCUGAAGAAGGUCACGGAGACCCAAAUAGACACGUUCACCUUCUACCCCGACUUACAAGAUAUGUCCAAAUACGACAAGGACUUCGUCAUGUACUACAAUGUGGGAGCCAGAGGCCAAACCAGUGUCGGAAUUGUAGCAAUCGCCCUAGCUGUUCCUGUCAUUCUUCAAUAUUUCUUCUGAACUUAUUAAACAGAAUUGAUAUAAAGUGUAGUGCAUCUGACGAGUUUGUAUUAAUAAAUACUAAAAAAUUUUGGUGAAAUGGAAAAUUAUUAAUUUAAAAACUAUGGAAAUUAAAAUAAUUGCUUUUUUUUUCUGAAUAAAAGUCUUUUAAAUCA
Molecule: messenger RNA, 894 nt
Organism: Symsagittifera roscoffensis
Lineage: Eukaryota; Metazoa; Xenacoelomorpha; Acoela; Convolutidae
Exons: 4
Coding region: 200-739 (179 amino acids)
Source: RefSeq, a predicted model, not a curated record